Messenger RNA from Dentiscutata erythropus, 1320 nucleotides. NCBI's taxonomy places the organism in Eukaryota, Fungi, Glomeromycota, Glomeromycetes, Diversisporales, Gigasporaceae. The record is from the annotation of a GenBank genome assembly.
AUGUGCGAUAUGGAUAAUAUGGAUAAUGAAAAAAUAUCAGUAAUUUAUGAAAGUGAAAAUAUAUCAACUUCCAAAAAAGGAUCCUAUGAAUUUCAAAGGAUCCUCGGUAUUUUGACAGGAAUGGGCUUUAGCAUAAAUGUUAUAAUCGGCAGCGGAAUUUUUGUGCUGCCUGGAGAUGUAUGGCGGUUAACAAAAUCGCCAAUUGUUGCCCUGGCCUUUUGGGUAAUUGGUGGAAUUAUCAGUCUUCUAGGUUGCCUGAUUUAUUCAGAGCUUGGUUCGUUUUUGCCGAGGGGGGCGGGUGAACUUAGGUAUCUCGAGGAAGCGUAUCCUCGUCCCCAUCGUGUCAUUGCCCAUGCCUUCAGCAUUGUAAUGAUAUUUGUAAUUCGUCCUACCGCCAUUAUUUCGGAUUCAUACGUUUGUGCCCAGUACCUUUUAUACCUGGUGCGAGGUGAUAAAAAUUCAACGGAGUAUUUAAAUCCUGACGGAUUUUUCACCAACCCUGAUUUCUUUGAAAUUCGGUUUAUAUCAAUUGCCAUAUUGUUUAUUAUAACAUUAUACAGAAUAAUAAUUGGUGCCCUACAAAAUCGAGGCGAAAACUUUAAUAAUGGCACAAUAAAUAGCUAUGAAAUUCCUGUAGAAAGCAUCGGAAGUUAUGGCGACGCCAUGAUAAAGGUUCUGUAUGCAUACGAAGAUAUUCUUAUAAAUAUAGCAUUUAUAAUGACGGUAAAUCCUGCCGACGCAACUUCUAAUUAUAUUGGCGACGCCAGUAAAGUAAUCGCUAUAUAUUUUGGGGAAGAUAUUGGUAAUAUUGGGGGAGAUAUUGGAUCCAGAAUUAUAGUCUACUCCUCAAUAACAGAGUUUAUACCUGAAAUCUUUGCCGAAUGGGGUUUAAAAUAUUUCGCUAAAUGGAGCUUCUUGUUUAAUACACCGACAAAAGCCCUAAUUGCACAAUUCUGUUAUUGUGCAAUUUUAAUUUUGUUCUUUCCAACAGGAACGAGCUUCUUUAUAUUUUUUGCUAAUACAACGUCGUACUUAACAGCGAUAUAUUACGGUGCAUGUGCAGUUGGAUUAAUUACCCUACGGAAAAAAUUCCGGGGUGUUGGUUUUAAAAUACCUUUCAAUUUACAUGUAGUAUUUUUGAUAUUCAUUAUUUUAGUUUCAAUUUGUUCGUUUUUCCCACUUCCCGCGACAGAAGAAAGACCUUUAUAUUUUUUACCAUAUGUUGUUUCAUGGGCUUCUAUAAUUAUCGUAGGCGGUUUAAUUUAUUUGUAUAAAAAUAACAAAGCCAAACAACAACAAUUACAACCUGAAAAUCAAUAA